Molecule: messenger RNA, 2052 nt
Organism: Glycine soja
Lineage: Eukaryota; Viridiplantae; Streptophyta; Magnoliopsida; Fabales; Fabaceae
Product: BTB/POZ domain-containing protein At2g13690-like
Exons: 2
Coding region: 250-1761 (503 amino acids)
Source: RefSeq, a predicted model, not a curated record
UUCAACAGAAAAGAUUGAUGCCCCCUAAGCCAAAAGGGCCAUCUGGCAUACACAAAGUGUCUUAUCUGAAGCGAUUAAUCACUCAGAAGCUUUUCCUCAUUUUCUUCACCCAAACCAUCCUCACGAUUCCCAACAAAACAAAAACAAAAUUGGCUCCACCCCAUGACGCUGUGCCGUUAAAUAAAACAACAAGCAUCAUCUCAGACACACACAUCAAUGUUCCUCUGAUACUCACAACACAACACAAACAUGGACCCUCACCGCCGGCACCGCCGCCGCACGUGGUGCUGCUCCUUCGCCUUCCCUCCCUCCAGCCCCGACAACCUUAAUAGCAACUCCUCCAAACCUGCAUUCUCCCUCCCAACCUCCCCCAAAUCCCGCAUCCCCGUUAAGAUCGACCCUCGCCGGAUCCUCUCCCCGGGAAGAGUCUCCCCCAUCGACUCCGAUUCCGUCGCCGGGGAACCUCUCCCCUUUCCCCCUCCCUCGACGGAGUUGCCGCGGCCGCGAUCUCCGGCGGCGACCUGCGAGAAUAGGGACGUGAGGAUGAGCCUUAGAGGGAAUAACGGAGGGUGCAUGGUUCUGGAAGUGAACUCGGAAGUUCUCUGCGCGAAUUCGGAAGUGUUCGCGGGGUUGAUAGAGGAUUACAAGAAAGGGUCUUGGAGUGGGAGUGGGAGUGGGAGCAACAAAAUGUGUAGAAUAGAGGUUCCUGAAGUCGAUAACUUGGGAGUGUUCAGAGAAACCAUUGAGCUUAUGUUCGAAAACGAGGAUGGCGUCACAAAAAGGCUUCUUAACAUUGGCGUUUUUCGAUCCAUUGACAUUUUGGAGGUUUCAGCAGGCAUCAUGUUCACCAAGGGUGUUUUGUCUUGUUUACAAUACCUUGAAGCUGUGCCUUGGACUGAAGAAGAAGAAGAAAAACUGAGAAGUCUAUUCACAAGAUUCAAGUUUGAUGAAGCAACAACAAGAGACAUCCUAGGAAGGCUUUACUUGCACGAUUCAGUAGAUUCUUCUUCCCAGCCUAAUGUGGCUCGACAACUUGUAUGGUCUAUCACCACCUGUGUGGAUAACAAUGCAAGAAAUGAACUAAAGACACUAGUGAAGGGUCUUCUUUGCAAAAGCUCAGUGUAUGAGAAGAAUCACCUUGACCUCAGCAAGGAGGAUCUGUAUUCUGUGUGCCACUCAUGUCUGGACACAUUGAUAAGCCUCUUUGAGGAGGCAUCUGACACUGAAAGGUUGACAAAGAAAGAUAAGAAUAAGCCAUUGAUCGAACGCAUCUCAAGACAGGUUGAUAACAUCAACUGGUUGUUGGAAAUCAUGCUUGAUGGGCAAAUAGCAGAGGACUUUGUGAACAUAUGGACGGAUCAGCACCAACUUAUCAAAAUGCAUGAAAAUGCAUCCCCUAUGGUUAGAUAUGAACUAAGUCGCGUGUCAGCGAUUCUCUUUGUUGCCAUGGCUACCAGAAAAUUGCAAUGUCGGUUGGAAGCUCGAUCGGGGCUUCUUCAGGCAUGGUUCCGGCCUAUGCUUUUGGACUUUGGUUGGCUUCAGAGAUGUAGAAGAGGGCUUGAUAUAAAGGUCUUGCAAGAGGCUAUGGGUCAAACACUUCUUACUCUACCUCUAAAUCAACAAUAUAUGCUCUUCAUGGAAUGGUUUAGGUAUUUCUCAAGCCAUGGUACUGAAUGUCCGAAUCUAAGCAAGGCAUUCCAAAUUUGGUGGCGCAGAUCUUUCUUAAGAGGCUCUGAAACUGAUGCCAUUGAAACAAGGUAAAAUGUGCCACUAUUUGUCAUUUUAAAUGUUUGUGUAGUGUGUAAAGAGUUGCAACUAGGUGAAGGGAUUCUGGACUAUGUACAUUGAAUAACGUAGAUAAACUCCACAGAUUGUUGGAGAUUAUUUCAUGCCUAAAUAGUAGGAGAAUUUUUCCUCUAUUUGUUUGUUUCGUUUAUUGCUCGUGGCACCAUGCUGGCCAAUUUAGUUUAGGUUAAUGAAUUGAAUGCGUUAUUGUAGUAAUAAGUUGCCACUAAGUCAUGACAUAAUGUAUUAUUGUUAUGCUUCUUGGAA